This is a messenger RNA of Sebastes umbrosus (honeycomb rockfish), 2410 nucleotides long. RefSeq names its product SH3-domain binding protein 1 (gene sh3bp1). NCBI's taxonomy places the organism in Eukaryota, Metazoa, Chordata, Actinopteri, Perciformes, Sebastidae. Gene Ontology annotation, molecular function: GTPase activator activity; protein binding. The coding region runs from base 233 to 2410 and encodes 725 amino acids. Gene Ontology annotation, cellular component: intracellular anatomical structure; cytoplasm; cytosol. The record is from RefSeq and is a predicted model, not a curated record. Gene Ontology annotation, biological process: regulation of Rac protein signal transduction; positive regulation of GTPase activity; signal transduction. The transcript is spliced from 18 exons.
AACUUCCUCAUUCACCCACUAAUGUUCUGCGUGACUUAAGAGCACACUCCUGAAACAAGAACAGAAAACUGACGGCCAAAACACGCACCGCAGAGGCAGAGGCGACCCGGGGUGUACAGUCUCUCCCUGAUGAAGUAGCACAGCUGGACGUCUUUGGAGCAGGAUAUAUCUCGUGGGGCUGAGCAGGACUGAGAAGGUCAGGUAGAGAAGCUGGUCAGACUCCACUGCCAGCAUGCUCCGGCAGUCUCUGAGCAUCCUGAAGCAGUUUGGCUCUGCGGCAAGGUCACAAGAUGCCACUGAACUUCUACACAUGGACCUGGUUAUGGUGGAGAAGCGGGUGGAACCGGCCAAGAAAGCGGCUCAGGUCCUUCACAAGAAGCUGCAGGGCUGCAUGCAGAGUCAGACAGGCCUGGAGGCUGAAAGACGAAUGAAAAAGCUGCCUCUGAUGCUGCUGUCUGUCAGCAUGGCAGAGAGCCUCAAAGACUUUGAUGCACAGUCGUCUAUCAGGAGCGUGUUGGAGAUGUGCUGUUUCAUUGAGCAGACGCUGGCCACCAUGCUGGCAGACUUUGAGAUGAAAGUGGAGAAGGACGUUCUGGAGCCACUCAACAAGCUCAGCGAGGAUGAUUUACCAGAGAUUCUCAAGAACAAGAAGCAGUUUGCAAAGCUCACAACAGACUGGAACAACGCAAAAACCAGGAGCCAAGCCAGCACUGGUCCCCAGGCAAAGCAAGAUGGGCUCAGGGAGGAAGUGGAAGAAGCUUGGAAGAGGUUGGAGAACAUCAAGGACCAGUAUUCUGCCGAUCUGUAUCACUUUGCAACUAAAGAAGACGACUACGCUGACUACUUCAUCCGUCUUCUGGAGCUGCAAGCAGAAUAUCACAAAUAUUCCCACGAGUGCCUGGACAAAUACAUCAGCGAGCUUAAAGGGAGUCUCAGUCGAAAAGGGCCACCGCUAAGCCUCUCUAAUCAGAAGGUCUACGGGGAGCCUCUCCUCUCUCAUCUCUCUCAAAGCAACAGAGAAAUCGCUGCUCCCAUCCAGGAAUGUAUUCACAUGCUGUUGAGGACGGGCAUGAAUGAGGAGGGUCUAUUCCGUCUCGCGGCGGCAGCCUCGGUGGUGAAAAGGCUGAAGUCUUGUUUGGAUCAAGAAGCGGUCGACCACAGCGAGUUCAGCAUGGACCCUCACGCUGUGGCCGGAGCUUUGAAGAGUUACCUGCGAGAACUUCCCGAACCUCUCAUGACCUUUGAACUCUACAAUGACUGGUUUAAAGCAGCAGGGGAAAAAGACCUGACAGAGAAGCUGGAGCAGUUCAGAGUGCUACUGAAGCAGCUGCCUCCUGACAACUACAACAACCUCAGGUACCUGGUCCAGUUCUUGUCUCUGCUGUCUGAGCAGCAGGCUGUAAACAAAAUGACCCCCAGUAACAUCGCCAUCGUCCUGGGGCCCAACCUGCUCUGGCCACGAGCUGAAGGGGAAGUUGCUCUGUUUGACAUGGCGUCAGCUUCCUCAGUCCAAGUGGUGACGGUCGUUGAGCCUCUCAUUCAGUACAGCUCCAGCCUCUUCCUCGAAGCUGUAUCCUUUGAGAUCCCAGACCUUCCUGAGGUCCCAGAUGGGUCCCUGCCAAUUCCUGUCGCCCAGUCUCUGAUCUCAGAAAAGGAGAAAGUGAGCAGAACAGUCUCCUCCUCUUCAUCCACAGCCUCCUCCUGCUCCUCUCAUCACUUCCCUCUCUCAAAGUCAAACAGCACAACCUCUCAGGACAGCGGUGGCUUCUUCCUGGUGAAAUCUGGCUCUGUGAAUCGCAGUGGCACCUCCACGUGGGGCAGCCCUGUAGCUGACACGGCGGCACCAACCCAUCAAAACGCAACAUCCAGCAGCUCGUCCUCCCUCAAUCCCAGCCCCGCCGUGGCCUCCAACGCCUCCGCCGCCUGUGGCUCGACAGCGCUUCCUAAAGCGACUGGAUCGGCGCAAAACCCGGGUCUGGUCAGGAGUCCCACCCAGAAGCAGUGCCCGGAUCAAGGCCAGCUGGAGCCAAUUCUGGAGACUCCUCCAGACUCUCCAGGAGUUACUUUAGUGAAGAUCAGCACACCGUAUAAACCAAAAAGAACUUUCAACCCGACCAAAGCUAACCAACCUAGCGAGCAGUUGACGGUUCAGUUCUCUAAACCCAGACCCCCGCCACCUCCCAAGGCCCCUCCACCCCGCACCACCACCACCACCACCACCACCACCACAGCCCCGGUCGCUGUGGACACAAGGACCCAGCCGACGCCUCCGACGCCUGCACCCCGAGCCCUGUCGGCCAACUCGGUCAAAAAGCCUCCUCCGAAAAGGCCUGGAGUCAGAGCCCCAAACUGCCCUCCACCUCUUCCUCCACCAGCACAGCCAAAAGCCGUUCCGUCUUUAGCACAGUGA